Pieris macdunnoughi is the source of this 684-nucleotide messenger RNA. Lineage: Eukaryota; Metazoa; Arthropoda; Insecta; Lepidoptera; Pieridae. The record is from the annotation of a GenBank genome assembly.
AUGAAUCGUUUAGGUAACUUCGCGAUUGUGCUAUUGAAAGUGUGUUCCCGCGAGUCCAAUCACGCGGUAUUGCUGGGACAACGGGGUGAGGUGGAAGAUAGGGGGACGAGUGGGCAAUGGGAUAUUAGUAAUGUAGAAGUAAAAAAUAUUACAGACUCCGCUGAUGUAAAUAUAGAGUUUAUUCAAGCUGAGACUUUAGAUCCAUGCACUUCUCAAAGUAUUCCAUCAAUUAAAAACAGAGACUGGGAGGAAAACUGUAAGGAGAACAUUCCCAACAAUAUAGAAGUCCCAAAUGUAUUUGACUGUUCAACACCAAAGGCUAUGCUGCGAAAACCAGUCUCUAAAGAGUUAUCUGUGUCCUACGACAAAAGGAAAAGUUAUUUUAACCCGUUGGAAACUAGGAAGCGAAUUAUUACAUACACGGAUAAAAAAAUUAAUUUUUUAAAACAAAAAGAAAUAAGAGAGCAUGAUUUAUCAAAAUAUGCUAAAGAAGAGCAUGAAAAACAUAUGCUGCACGAAGAAGAGGCUCACAAAAAAUCCAUGCUGUAUAAAGAGGAAGCACACCAAAAAGCGAUGCAGCAGAUGGAAGAAAGACACAAAAAAUAUAUGGAGCAGCAAGAAGAGUUACAUCAAAUUGAGAUGGAGUGCAAGAAGCAACAUUUAGAAAAUAUGAAAAUUAAAUAG